AUGACGUUGGACAAUGGUGAUAUAUGGGUUGAAUUUGAAGACGGCAGCCAUCUUGGUAUCAAGCCAACGGUUACGACUGUUACAUAUAAGAAAUCAGAACCACUGCCAGACAACGUAAAAAAUUAUCAGAUAUUUAAUUUACUUGGAAAUGGGGGUUUUGCCAGUGUUUACCGAGGAGUGAGAAAUGAAACAGGACAAGUGGUUGCUAUCAAGAUGAUAGAUAAGAAGGUGAUGAAACAGAAUGGCAUGACAGAAAGAGUUUGUAAAGAAGUAGAAAUACAUUCUCGAUUAAAACAUCCAUCAAUACUACAGCUCGAGAGUUACUUUGAAGACAGUGAUUAUGUAUAUUUAGUGCUGGAACUAUGUGAAAAUGGCGAAUUGUAUAAAUAUUUACAACGAUCAAGCAUGAUAUUACAAGAAAACAAAGCCAAGGAUUACAUGAACCAAAUAGUAGAAGGAGUACUAUAUCUACAUUCUCAUGGAAUAUUACAUAGAGAUCUUAAAUUGUCUAAUAUUCUACUAACUAAAGACCAUCAACUGAAAAUUGCUGAUUUUGGUUUGGCUACUCAAUUAUCUGUUGUUGGAGAGAAGAGAUACACAAUGUGUGGUACACCCAAUUUCAUUUCACCGGAGGUGAUAACCAGGUCAUCUCAUAGUUUAGAAGCAGACGUGUGGUCAUUAGGAUGUAUGCUAUAUACUUUCUUGGUAGGAAAACCACCCUUUGACACAGACGCGAUUACAUCAACAUUAACUAAAGUUGUAGCUGCUGAAUACAAAAUACCCAAACAUUUAUCUAUGAAAGCAAGAGAUUUGAUACGCUGUCUACUACAGAAAAAUCCUAAAGAGAGAAUUAGUUUAAAAGGUAUAUUUUGA
This is a messenger RNA of Patella vulgata (common limpet), 873 nucleotides long. RefSeq names its product serine/threonine-protein kinase PLK4-like. Gene Ontology annotation, biological process: protein phosphorylation. The record is from RefSeq and is a predicted model, not a curated record. Gene Ontology annotation, molecular function: protein kinase activity; ATP binding; protein binding. The coding region runs from base 1 to 873 and encodes 290 amino acids. Lineage: Eukaryota; Metazoa; Mollusca; Gastropoda; Patellidae. The transcript is spliced from 9 exons.